AUACUCAUAAAAUAAUUGGAUAAAAUCAAUACCAAACAAAUCCAUUUCAAGCACUAACUCUCACAACAAAUUUCCCAAUGUGUUGCAGCACCAACAAUGGAUUAUUGCUUCCCGGAACUCAAACCCGGUUCUUCUUCACCCAAUCCGACCCCGUCCUCCGUUUCAAGCCGACCCGGGUCCCAAUCGGAUCCUUCAAAAUCAAGGCCAAAAUCAAUGAUGCUUUGGUGAAAGAGUCCGCCGGGAUGUCCCUCUACAACCUUCUGGGGAUACCCGAGUCAGGAACCUUGCCGGAGAUCAAGCAGGCGUACAAGCAGCUGGCACGGAAGUACCAUCCUGACGUGUCGCCACCGGAUCGUGUCGAGGAGUAUACGAAGCAGUUUAUCCGGGUCCAGCAAGCUUAUGAAACGUUGUCGGAUCCAAGAAGGAGAGCUUUGUACGAUCGUGAUAUGUCUAAAGGCCUUCACCUAGCCUUCUCCGCGAGAAAACGAUAUCAAAACGACGUGGAGAUGGAAGACAGAGGCGAGUGGAAGAAUCGUUGGCAAUCUCAGCUGUCUGAGCUGAAGAGAAGAAGCAUGAAUAAGGAAGCGAGUGGAAACAUGUCAUGGGGAGCUCGAAUGCGCCGGCAAAGGGAAGAAUUAUCAAAGGAGUAACAUCCAGGAUGAGGAAAUUGAGGUACUUUUUGGCAUGUGUUAAUUGAAAGAGUUGAGGAGUAUUACUUUUCUAAUGGAAUUUGUUAGUUACCAAGAAAUAGAAAUUGUAUAGUUUGCUUGCUUAGCAUAACUAUCGGCAAUGAAUAUUGUACAUAUACUUGUAUUGACAUAAAAAUUUCGAUAUUAUAAUUUUAGUUUUCUUCUGUUUA
Molecule: messenger RNA, 859 nt
Organism: Mangifera indica (mango)
Lineage: Eukaryota; Viridiplantae; Streptophyta; Magnoliopsida; Sapindales; Anacardiaceae
Product: chaperone protein dnaJ 20, chloroplastic-like
Exons: 2
Coding region: 78-650 (190 amino acids)
Cellular component (GO): chloroplast
Source: RefSeq, a predicted model, not a curated record